Messenger RNA from Oncorhynchus keta (chum salmon), 2143 nucleotides. RefSeq lists its product as uncharacterized. NCBI's taxonomy places the organism in Eukaryota, Metazoa, Chordata, Actinopteri, Salmoniformes, Salmonidae. The transcript is spliced from 2 exons. The record is from RefSeq and is a predicted model, not a curated record. The coding region runs from base 38 to 1072 and encodes 344 amino acids.
GAAGGGUGUUGUUGAUGACAGGUAGGUCAACAGGUCAAUGGCAAGCAGUGAAAUUGGUGUGAAUGUGUCUGGUGGUCUAGUGUUAGCGCUGUCUACUGUGAACUACACAUCCUCCAUCCUGGUCCUUACUGUCUGUCUAGUGUUAGCGCUGUCUACUGUGAACUACACAUCCUCCAUCCUGGUCCUUACUGUCUGUCUAGUGUUAGCGCUGUCUACUGUGAACUACACAUCCUCCAUCCUGGUCCUUACUGUCUGUCUAGUGGUAGCGCUGUCUACUGUGAACUACACAUCCUCCAUCCUGGUCCUUACUGUCUGUCUAGUGUUAGCGCUGUCUACUGUGAACUACACAUCCUCCAUCCUGGUCCUUACUGUCUGUCUAGUGUUAGCGCUGUCUACUGUGAACUACACAUCCUCCAUCCUGGUCCUUACUGUCUGUCUAGUGUUAGCGCUGUCUACUGUGAACUACACAUCCUCCAUCCUGGUCCUUACUGUCUGUCUAGUGUUAGCGCUGUCUACUGUGAACUACACAUCCUCCAUCCUGGUCCUUACUGUCUGUCUAGUGUUAGCGCUGUCUACUGUGAACUACACAUCCUCCAUCCUGGUCCUUACUGUCUGUCUAGUGGUAGCGCUGUCUACUGUGAACUACACAUCCUCCAUCCUGGUCCUUACUGUCUGUCUAGUGGUAGCGCUGUCUACUGUGAACUACACAUCCUCCAUCCUGGUCCUUACUGUCUGUCUAGUGGUAGCGCUGUCUACUGUGAACUACACAUCCUCCAUCUUGGUCCUUACUGUCUGUUGGCCUCACGGUGUAUCCCUCUUUGUCCUACAUCCUCCAUCUUGGUCCUUACUGUCUGUUGGCCUCACGGUGUAUCCCUCUUUGUCCUACAUUCUCCAUCCUGGUCCUUACUGUCUGUUGGUCUCACGGUGUAUCCCUCUUUGUCCUACAUUCUCCAUCCUGGUCCUUACUGUCUGUUGGUCUCACGGUGUAUCCCUCUUUGUCCUACAUUCUCCAUCUUGGUCCUUACUGUCUGUUGGCCUCACGGUGUAUCCAUCUUUGUCCCUACUGUCCUAAAUGGGUUUGGGGGUUUGUGCUGAAGGAGUCUGCUUCGGGUUGUCUCAAAUGGACCAAGGUCUACACAACUAACCACAAGGUGGCAGUCUGGCUCCAUGAUAAAGUCCAUAACCAUUUGUUCGGUGUUCUGAAUGGUAUGGGACAUGUUACUGCAGACAUAGUAAAGAGCUGAUUGGCUGUUUGGCUUUAGUCUGGUUGUGUUCUGAAGGGUAUGGGGACAUGUUACUGCAGACAUAGUAAAGAGCUGAUUGGCUGUUUGGCUUUAGUCUGUGUUCUGAAGGGGAUGGGACAUGUUACUGCAGACAUAGUAAAGAGCUGAUUGGCUGUUUGGCUUUAGUCUGUGUUCUGAAGGGGAUGGGACAUGUUACUGCAGACAUAGUAAAGAGCUGAUUGGCUGUUUGGCUUUAGUCUGUGUUCUGAAGGGGAUGGGACAUGUUACUGCAGACAUAGUAAAGAGCUGAUUGGCUGUUUGGCUUUAGUCUAGGUGUGUUCUGAAGGGGAUGGGGACAUGUUACUGCAGACAUAGUAAAGAGCUGAUUGGCUGUUUGGCUUUAGUCUGUGUUCUGAAGGGUAUGGGGACAUGUUACUGCAGACAUAGUAAAGAGCUGAUUGGCUGUUUGGCUUUAGUCUGGUUGUGUUCUGAAGGGUAUGGGACAUGUUACUGCAGACAUAGUAAAGAGCUGAUUGGCUGUUUGGCUUUAGUCUGGUUGUGUUCUGAAGGGUAUGGGGACAUGUUACUGCAGACAUAGUAAAGAGCUGAUUGGCUGUUUGGCUUUAGUCUGGUUGUGUUCUGAAGGGUAUGGGACAUGUUACUGCAGACAUAGUAAAGAGCUGAUUGGCUGUUUGGCUUUAGUCUGUUUGUGUUCUGAAGGGGAUGGGACAUGUUACUGCAGACAUAGUAAAGAGCUGAUUGGCUGUUUGGCUUUAGUCUGGUUGUGUUCUGAAGGGGAUGGGACAUGUUACUGCAGACAUAGUAAAGAGCUGAUUGGCUGUUUGGCUUUAGUCUGGUUGGUAGUAGGCUGUAGUUCAAUACUUAGCUCGUGCGUUUGUAGCUCUUUGAAAAGCACUUAU